CAACAUUUUCCAGUACUUCAAUUAGAAACUGCUUCACUUUUCCCAAGUUCACUUCUUAUUUUCUUCUCAAAAUUGUUUCUUUGACUAAAUUCAGUAAAAAGCUAAAUUCAUUCUCUUAAUGGCAAAUUCUCUGUGUUUCACACCUUUAGCUUCAUUCAACUCUGUCAAUAAACCAGGUCUAAAUCUGAUUAAUGGGAAUUGCACUGGAGGAAAGAUUCAAUGGAUCAAAGAUGUUACCUACAGCUCCAAGAGUAACUUGAGAGUUGUGGAAGUGAAGGCCACUGACAGUGACAAAGACACGAAAGUAAGGAGCAUUGUCUGUCAAAAUUGUGAUGGAAAUGGUGCAGUGUCGUGCUCACAAUGCAAAGGCACAGGGGUUAACUCUGUAGAUCAUUUCAACGGGCGGUUCAAAGCUGGUGGACUAUGUUGGUUGUGCAGAGGUAAAAAAGAUGUGUUAUGUGGUGACUGCAAUGGUGCUGGAUUUCUUGGUGGAUUUAUGAGUACGUUCGAUGAGUAGACUUCAUUUGCACUAUUCUCGGGUAGGUUCAGAGGCAGAUCCAGAAUGUACACUUUGAUGAGUUCAAUCUUUAAAUUUUUUGCAUUGAACUCAUUGUAACUUUGAGGUUAUGAAUUCAGAAUUUAAUAUUUAUUGAAAUUUCAGUUAUUUUUCACAUAUAUAUCGUGCUCCUUGUCAAACAUACUGGAUUUUAGUUCAAUCCAUAAAAGUUAUGAUCCAUCCACCCCUAGGUUGUCAACAUUGAUCCCAAGAGAAGCAGAAAGAAGUAUUUGAUAAACAGAUUGUAUUAUCAUUUUCCUAUUCCAGUUUCACAUGUUCAAGAUUUCUUGAGCUUUAUAUUC
Molecule: messenger RNA, 858 nt
Organism: Nicotiana tabacum (common tobacco)
Lineage: Eukaryota; Viridiplantae; Streptophyta; Magnoliopsida; Solanales; Solanaceae
Product: protein BUNDLE SHEATH DEFECTIVE 2, chloroplastic
Cellular component (GO): chloroplast stroma; protein folding chaperone complex
Molecular function (GO): protein folding chaperone
Source: RefSeq, a predicted model, not a curated record